Molecule: messenger RNA, 2396 nt
Organism: Ylistrum balloti
Lineage: Eukaryota; Metazoa; Mollusca; Bivalvia; Pectinida; Pectinidae
Product: CD109 antigen-like
Exons: 10
Coding region: 93-1346 (417 amino acids)
Cellular component (GO): extracellular region
Source: RefSeq, a predicted model, not a curated record
ACCUGAUUUCUGCAAGUGCUGUUUGGUUAUUGAAUCAGCUAGAUGAACGAGACCACACCUUUCACGAACCUGGUCGAGUGAUUCACUCCGAAAUGAUGGGUGGCAGCAAUACAAAGUCCACUUUGGCUGCAUAUAUUUACUCUAGUCUGAAGGAAGGCGUGGCAGAAAUGACCUUGAGAACUCCAAAUCUUGAUAUCAAAUUGGCUCUUGUCCUGAGUGCAAUGGAAGCUGACUACAUGCUGAAUAAAGAUACUUGGGUAGCUCAACGGAAGUACUUUCAACUGGCAAUACUGGCAUAUGCUUUUGCCUUGGGGGAGAGUUCCUUAACAUCUGAUGUUCUGCAGAAACUUGAAGAUCUCUCUCAGGAUCAGGAUGAUAUGAUGUACUGGAGCACAGCCACACAGUCAGUCUAUAAGGACAACGGUCGUCUGUACCGCAGUCUGCCUUCAGGACCAUCAGACAUAGAGACCGCCUCCUAUGUCAUCCUAGCUUACACCAAGAUGGACAAUGUUAUAAAAGGUCAACGUGUCCUCAGGUGGCUUAUGUCACAGAUUAAUGGAGCGGGUUCCUUCAAAUCUACCCAGGAUACAGUGAUAGGACUCCAGGCUAUUGCAGCAAUAUCCAUCCUGAUUGGAAAGAGCAGUGCCGGGAUGAACCUCACUGUUGACACAGAUGGGAUCUUAAAUAAGAUGCUUGUUGUCAACGAUGAUAACAAAUUUCUCUACCAGAAGGAAAAGCUGCCAGAUGAUAUUAUGGAGGUGCCUUUCACAGUAAGUGGCAGAGGUGUUGCUCUUCUCACGCUGAAUUGGAAGUACAAUGUUAUGAGACAACCAUUGAACAGCGUACCGACGUUUCAUAUCAAGGCAAAGACCACCUUUGUCAACAGCAAUGUGUUUGAUGUUGAGAUCUACAUCCGAUUGUUGGUUAGUAGCAGUAUUGGACAAAUGGCUUUGGUAACGUACAAGGCUCCAUCAGGUUUUGUAACAAACACCGACACAAUCCAAGGAGCAGAUCGUGUGGAGAACAAAGAUGGAAAAGUGAUCAUCUACGUGAGCAACAUGCUGAUGAGCAGAAAAGAGUUUCGUAUACAGUCGACCCGAGAUAAGGAUGUGGCAAGCGUCAAGGACGAAUUUGUUUCGGCUGAAAUGUACUACAAACCAGGUUCAAGGUCCAUGGUGAAAUAUGAAAUCCCAGAGGAAGUGAAGUUGAGUGCCUGCCAGUUAAGUAAAGGUGAAAAUGACGUAUGUCCUCUACCAGGAAAUCCUAGUGGCGCACCGGUUACCACUCCUACCAAGCUUCUCCUCACCCUGAUGUCCAUCCUGAUGUUGCUAACAAAUUUAAACUAGAAUAACCUCCCCCUGAACAUCUGGUAAACUGUAAUAAUGCAGAAAGAGUAAUUAGAAAUGUUUAGACAAUUUCUCAGUCAGGAGUUCUAGUGUAUUGUUGCUGUAUUUUGAACAAGGUGUGAUUGCAACAUUUUCAACUUCAAAAAAAUUAACUUGAGCUUUUGAAAUUCCUUGUCAUUUUAGCCCCCAGAAUUGAAAUUUAAAUCUUCACAGAUUUAUGAUAUAUUGAAACAAUUAAAGUAUUUUCAAAACUUUUAUCACAAAUGUAUACUUUUCAGUAAGGGGCUGUAGUUGUAGAAUUUCUGUAUCAUAGCACUGAAUGGAUUUUCAGAUUUCAUUGAAGAAACUUUUUGAUAACGGAUUUUCUGUCAAUGUACAUGGUUGAGGUGGGCUGGACCCAAAAGGAUUAGUCAGAACUUAUAAUAGGGGAAGAAUGAAACUAUCAGUAGAUAUGUUUACCUUGAUUCUGCUGAGGAGAAAAAAGCAUACAAAAUGUUACAGGAAAAUAAUUUUAAAAUCUUAAAAUCGUCUGUGUGUGGAAUUCAGAACAAAGUAGUGGAUAUGAGCUUCUGUCUUUCAUUAUUUCCAUGCAGUUGUUGUCCAUGAUGCACAGUGCUUAAGGUCAACAGAAUAGUUGAGUGAUUUUUUUUAUCCAAAAAAGGUCCAGUAAAGUUUCAAACAGUUCUGCAUUUUGUUUUCACCUCUGUGUGAUUUUUUGUCCCAAGUCAGUAUGAGAAAUGACAGUAAAUGCUUGCAGUCAUAAAGUUUUUUAAUUCUUUACAUUCCUUUAAGCAUUCCUUUUGUGUUUUUCUUACUUUCGUUUUUCACCCUAGCCUAUGCGAAAUCAAUAUUUUUAUUUAGAAAGAUUUCAUUUUUUCUCCCUAAAAUCAUUUAGCAACUUGAGUUCUCGAUGUUUUUUGAUGCCUACUGAAAUAUAUACCCAUGAAUCCCUCAUAUGGUAUUUUCUGUACUUAUGUUUUAUUUUUAUAGGUAGAAUAUAUAUGUAUAUGUAAAUUUUUCAUAUUUCUUUUAUCACAUUUAUAGUGUCAC